CAGCAGGCUGUCACCGGAGCCGCUAGCUGCCUGCUGCUCCCCAAAAAACGAGUAAAAUUAAUCGAUUAAAGCGUCGCCGACUGCGAGUCAAACUACCUCCGGCAGGAAUAUGGAUGACGACGUGCUGACGACGCUGAAACUGUUGAUAAUUGGCGAAAGCGGAGUCGGGAAGUCGAGUCUCCUCCUGAGGUUCACAGAUGAUACUUUUGACCCAGAGCAGUCAGCGACAAUAGGUGUGGAUUUCAAAGUAAAGACACUCGCAAUAGAUGGAAACAAAGCCAAACUCGCCAUCUGGGACACAGCCGGACAGGAAAGAUUUCGCACCCUGACACCCAGCUACUACCGCGGUGCACAGGGAGUCAUUCUGGUGUAUGACGUGACAAAGCGCGACACUUUUACGAAGCUUGAAAACUGGCUGAAUGAGCUGGAAACCUACACAACACGCAAUGACAUUGUGAAAAUGCUCGUUGGGAACAAAAUUGAUCGGGAUGACCAUGAAGUGGACAGAAACGAGGGGCUGAAGUUUGCGAGGAAACACUCCAUGCUUUUUUAUUGGUGGGCCAGUGCAAAGACCAAAGACGGCGUCCAGUGUGCCUUUGAGGAGCUCGUGGAGAAGAUCCUGCAGACUCCGGGGCUCUGGGAGAGCGAAAACCAGGGUCAGAGUGUCCGUCUGGGGGCGCAGGAGCAGGGCAGCGGCAGGGCGUGUGGCGGAUACUGUUCCAUACCCUGAAACCGGACAGACGGGAACCUGAUAGGAGCGACUACGGACCAGAAACAGUGAGAGAGAGAGAGAGAGGUGGAGCUGGAUGAGUACUUUUUUAAAAAAAGUUAAAUGUUGGAGUAG
Plectropomus leopardus (leopard coralgrouper) is the source of this 844-nucleotide messenger RNA. Lineage: Eukaryota; Metazoa; Chordata; Actinopteri; Perciformes; Serranidae. The record is from RefSeq and is a predicted model, not a curated record.